CACCCCCCGGGCAGCCCAACCACCCAAACCCUAUCCCCUCCCACUCCAUCGUCGCCGCCCCCAGAUCCAAUCUCGCUGCCACUCCAUCCUGUCCCGCUCGCGCAUGCUCGCCGCCACCACGACCGCCGCCGCCGCCGCACUCAGGGCGCCGCGACCUCCUUCCCGCUCGCCGCCCUCCUCGCCUCAUCCAAGGCCUCGUCCGACUCGACCCCCGCCACCCCCGCGGUGGUCCCCGCAGACGAGCGGGGCUCCCUCUUCGCCACGGACCCCGCGCCAUCCGAGUUCGCGCCCUCCUCGUCGCCGUGUGCAGCGGCCAGAGGAUCUCCACGACGUCCUCGUCGUCGUCCGCGGUGGCCAGGGGAUCUCCGGGGCGUCCUCGUCAUCAUCCAUGGACCCCACCCCCGCCGAGCAUGAGAUCUCCCGAGCAGGCCCUCCCACCGGCCAUUGUUGGGCCAUCUCCGCCGCGCCACCGUCCCUCCGCCGGCAGGUUCAGCUCCUCCCGCUGCAAAGUGCUCGGCGAGGAGAAGGACACGGGAACUUGACCUGGACACAAGGUUUGACAACUAGUUCCUUGCUCUGCUCUGCCCCUGCUAGGUGCUCGCGGAGGAGGCCAAGGCGUGGUAAGACAAGGCCAUCUUCAAGGUGCUCGAUCUGGUACGAUCUUUUAACCUCGGAAGGUUGAACCUCUCACCGACGACGGCCGUCAUUGGUGAGCUGCUGGUUGCAUCGGCCUCCCGCGGCAUCUAUUGCCAGCCUGUGGAACACUUCGAAGCCAUCUUUGGAACUGCCAAUGUCUUCCUGCAGAUGACUGAUGAGUUGAUCUUCUUCCACCAGUGGUAGCAGUAGGUGAUGCCGGAGCAGUACAUCGAUCAGCAGAUCAUCCUGCCAUUUGGGCCGGGAGAAGCUGGGACAGCCCUAAUGCAGUAACAUCACCAUGUGGCAAAUCCAGUAGAUUGACACAACAUUGGUGCUUGGGUGAUGGGGCAAAGUAUGUGUACUAGUGACG
Messenger RNA from Triticum urartu, 1006 nucleotides. Lineage: Eukaryota; Viridiplantae; Streptophyta; Magnoliopsida; Poales; Poaceae. The record is from RefSeq and is a predicted model, not a curated record.